Odocoileus virginianus texanus is the source of this 2627-nucleotide messenger RNA. It is a transcript of the gene DUSP13B, whose product is annotated as dual specificity phosphatase 13B. Gene Ontology annotation, molecular function: protein tyrosine/serine/threonine phosphatase activity; MAP kinase phosphatase activity. NCBI's taxonomy places the organism in Eukaryota, Metazoa, Chordata, Mammalia, Artiodactyla, Cervidae. The record is from RefSeq and is a predicted model, not a curated record. Gene Ontology annotation, biological process: negative regulation of MAPK cascade; protein dephosphorylation. Gene Ontology annotation, cellular component: cytoplasm.
GAGGCACCGGCAAUAGCAACGUAGAGGGGACGAGAGGCACAAAGGCAGAAGACAGGCGUCUGAACUUGUAAACAGCAGCAGCUCAAGAGCAGGAAGAGCACUGCCCACAGAGGCAGCUGCUCCGCUUAGGGGGAGGCAGAGGAAGGAGGCAGAAGCGGCACCAAAGGGAGUGGGGUGAAGAGCCAGGCAGAGCCGAUCCCUGCUGGACGUUGGGCCCAUGUCUACAGCCACGUCACCCUGAACGCGCCCGAUCCUGUCUGGACAUCGGGCCCUCCUUUCACCCUGCUGUGGCCGAGAAGAUGCAGGAGGAGGGGUCAGGCAGGACUCUCACUCUAGAUCUGGGGAUGGCAGAAAACGGGGGCUGCUGCAGCCACCGACUUCCCUUCUGUGGGUGUGCCCAGAGCUCUAAGGAUGAGUCGCUGGGUGGGGGCUGGACCCUCGCAGGAUAGAGCACACACGUAGAGGGUAUAUCCGUGAGCAUCGGGUGUGAAGUCCAAGGUGAGGCCUAACAACACGUACCCCUAAGUUCAAGGAAAAGGCCCCCUUCUCCAGACCUGGGCCUAGGCCCUGAGGAGGCUGAGGCUGGGCUGUGGCCUAGCAGCUCCCAUCCUCGACCCCUCUGCUGGCUCCUCCAUCUCCCAGGAGCCUCCAGGAGGAGCAGGGACAAGUUCUGUCUCAGCCGGAGUUUGCCGGUCCCGCACGGCUGAGCUGCAAGACACCCACUGGACACUGGGUGGCGGCCUUACCCCACACCAAGCUCAGAGGCCUGCAGCUGCGCCCGCAAGGCUUCCCAAAGCCCCAUCUCACCCCACCUGGGACUCCUGCAGCCCCAGCUGGUAGCUCCAGACCCCUGUGGCUGUUGACCUCUCCCCACUCCAACAAUAUACACUUCGCUCUACCCCGUACUUUCUGCAAACCCAGCCACUCCUCUCUCAGAUCAGACCUUCCAGAGACUCCUUAAAGCAGGCAAGGCCAGUAUCUUUAAGAUGAGGAAAAGAAAUUAUGGCCUAGACAGGAGCUAAGCCUUGAGGUGUGGUUAAGCUCUCUGCGCUCUUUCUAAAGUUCUUUUCCCACCACUUCACGUAGCCUCCCAUCUCCCUGGGGAGUUCCAGGGCCAAGAGCCCUUAAUCCCAAAGAGACACCAAGCGGGGAGGGGCCCGGAGGUGUGGAAGGACAGCACCUCAGUCCACAGUGGCCUGGGUCUGCUCUCAGGCCCCACCCCCACCGGUUCCAAGGGGAGGACCUGGAAUUCUAGCCGCUUCACAGCAUUUGUGUUCCAGGCGGAACCUGCCCCGGUCCCGUUCUGCUUAUGUGCUGGGUCCUGCCCCUGCAUCCACUCCCCCACUCCUGGCCCCAGACCAUGCCAUAGGUAGGUGGCAGGCCACUCAGCCUGCCCUGAGAGCUCACAGUGGGGGAUGAAACGGAAAGCCGGGUCUUCGCUUCCGCCCUGCCCUCCCACUGCCCGCUGGGUGAGCCUGGCCAAGCCAGUGGCCUCCUGGGUGCCCAUUUCUCUUCCUGGUCUUGGCACUGCCUACCACAGAGCAAAGAAGUUCUUCCCAGUUUGUACCUUCCCUAGUUACUGGUUGAAGGGGCCAGGGCCGGUUAGCCGAGAGAGGCACUCCUUCCCAGCCCAGCACCAGACCCAGGUUCUGCUGCCACUGACACCCCAGCCCUGCAGGGUCUCGGACUCCCUCAGCCAGCUGACUCCUGACACGAGCCACCCCACCGCGGUGAGGCCUGACCUGCAGCACUGGCCUGAGUCACAGGGGAUGGACUCGUUGCAGAAGCAGGACCUCCGGAGGCCCAAGAUCCAUGGGUCAGUCCGGGUGUCCCCCUACCAGCCACCCACGCUGGCCUCGCUGCAGCGCUUACUGUGGGUCCGUCGGGCUGCCGUGUUGAACCACAUCAACGAAGUCUGGCCCAACCUCUUCCUGGGAGAUGCGUUCGCAGCCCGGGACAAGAACAAGCUGACCCAGCUGGGCAUCACGCAUGUUGUGAAUGUCGCCGCAGGCCAGUUUCAGGUGGACACAGGUGCCAAGUUCUACCGCGGAAUGCCCUUGGAGUACUACGGCAUCGAGGCUGACGACACCCCCUUCUUUGACCUCAGUGUCUACUUCCUGCCUGUUGCUCGAUACAUCCGAAGUGCUCUCAGUGUUCCCCAAGGCCGUGUGCUGGUACACUGUGCCAUGGGGGUGAGCCGCUCUGCCACAGUUGUCCUGGCCUUCCUCAUGAUCUGCGAGAACAUGACGCUGGUGGAGGCCAUCCAGACAGUGCAGGCCCACCGCAAUAUCUGCCCCAACUCAGGCUUCCUCCGGCAGCUCCAGGUCCUGGACAACCGACUGGGGCGGGAGACGGGUCGGCUCUGACCUGGUGGGCAGCCAGGAAUCCUGACCCUCUGGCCGGCAUGGCCCACCUAACCAGCCUGGACCUGGGGGCCUUGUUUCCGGUGACUUUGAGAUGUAAAUAGCAAGUGGGGGCUUAGCUGAGGCAGAGGCAGGGAGAGCUGGUGGUGACCUUUAGCAGGUGGAUUUUCCCUGACCCAAUCCAAAGAUUCUUUAUGCAAAAGAGAGUUCAGUCUGUCUCUAUAAUAAAAGGUUCCUCAUAAUAAAGACUUCAUCUUCUGGUGA